GUCCAUCUGGUUUUGGUCCAGCUGUCGGAUCAUUUUUCUCCCUUUAUGACGUUGGUGUACCGCUGGGUUCAGGAAAUUUUGGCACUGUGUAUGAGGGGACUCGAAGAUCUGACGACCAAAAGGUUGCCAUCAAAUUUGUAUCAAAGUCUGUGCAGGACCGCUUUAUUUAUAUUCCUGGGUGUACCAGACCUCUCCUGGUGGAAGUGGCUCUGAAUCUGGUGCUGCGAGAGCCUCCCAGAAGCCCUUACAUCCUCCAAAUGCACGACUGGUUUGUGCAGCAUUAUCGGUACAUCUUGAUUCUGGAAUAUCCACAUCCAUGUGAGACCUUGCUCAGCUUCGCUUUGCGCAACGGAGGUUACCUUGAAGAAAGCGUGGCACGCGGCUUAAUGCGCCAAGCGGUGCUCGCAGCCAAACACUGUCUCGACCGGGGUGUUUUUCACCGUGACAUCAAGUCAGACAACAUCCUGGUCAACACGGAGACGCUGCAACUCAAAUUAAUAGACUUUGGCUGCGGCAAACUUUUGGAAACUUCUGAAGAGCUCAAAGAGGGCCCAGCGGUCAGAGCUACGGUCAAGUCUUUGGGUGUUUUGCUGUUCAGGAUGGUGAAUGGAAUCAGCUUUGUCGAUUUGCAGAUGAUACCUUCCUCCACUUUAUCCAGUGAAUGCCGUGAUCUUUUGAGCCAGUGCAAGAGCAGCAGCCUGACUUUAGACAAGCUCCUAGAACACGAAUGGUUUAGGAAGAGCUGAAGGAGGGAAGAAAAUGUCGCUCGGGAGUCAGUGUUUUAUUAGACUAAUUUAUUGUGGGUGCAGAAAUUUCUGGCGCGAAUCGCGUGCGGGAGAAGCAAACGUCAUCAACACACGGAUCACUUCAUCCGGAGA
Molecule: messenger RNA, 878 nt
Organism: Puntigrus tetrazona (Sumatra barb)
Lineage: Eukaryota; Metazoa; Chordata; Actinopteri; Cypriniformes; Cyprinidae
Product: serine/threonine-protein kinase pim-3-like
Exons: 7
Coding region: 258-746 (162 amino acids)
Biological process (GO): negative regulation of apoptotic process; protein autophosphorylation; regulation of mitotic cell cycle
Cellular component (GO): cytoplasm
Molecular function (GO): ATP binding; protein serine/threonine kinase activity
Source: RefSeq, a predicted model, not a curated record